This is a messenger RNA of Cladophialophora immunda, 4067 nucleotides long. RefSeq lists its product as uncharacterized. The transcript has a single exon. Bases 276 to 3869 code for a protein of 1197 amino acids. NCBI's taxonomy places the organism in Eukaryota, Fungi, Ascomycota, Eurotiomycetes, Chaetothyriales, Herpotrichiellaceae. Gene Ontology annotation, biological process: monoatomic cation transport; copper ion homeostasis. Gene Ontology annotation, molecular function: ATP binding; P-type divalent copper transporter activity; copper ion binding. The record is from RefSeq and is a predicted model, not a curated record. Gene Ontology annotation, cellular component: membrane.
CUCAGCUUCAACCCCCCCGUCUCACUCUGACUUCAACACAACUCGGUCCGCUUGCGAACCACCCAAGUCCGCUUACUUGUCGUCUGCGCUCUCCGUUCCUUCAAUACGCUCUUUUAAAGUCCUAUCUCGCUUCCUGUACGAUCUGCCACACCUCCAUCUUCGAGUUUCUUUUCUACUCCGAAAUCGGUUCCAGAACGCGUGCCCCCGGACGAUGCCUUUAUGAUUGCCUCCUCCAUUUCAGCACCGCUGGUUUUCUCGAUCGAACGUUCUUUAAGAUGAGUCUUGCUGGUAGCAGUGGCCAUGAGGCGCAGCCACUCUCACCGAGUCCGGCACAUAUGGCCACUACAACCCUCAAAGUCGACGGAAUGACUUGCGGUGCCUGCACCUCCGCCGUGGAGUCAGGGUUCAAGGGUGUCGAGGGCGCCGGUGCUGUUUCGGUCAGCUUAAUGAUGGGAAGAGCCGUAAUACAUCAUGAUCCCAAGAAGUUGUCUCCCGAGCAGAUAGCAGAGAUCAUUGAGGACCGUGGUUUCGAUGCCGAAGUCCUCUCCACCGAUAUGCCCAAACCUCCCCCUCUGUCCAUCUCGACCGGAGCAUCCAAUUCAGAACCCCGGCUCACCACCACAACGAUAUCCAUACAAGGAAUGACUUGCGGGGCAUGUACUUCUUCGGUGGAGGCCGGCUUCAAGGAUGUUCCGGGUGUAAAAAGCAUGAGUGUUUCCCUUCUGGCGGAGCGAGCAAUCGUCCAGCAUGACGCAAACAUCAUCAAUGCCGACGCCCUGGCCGAAAUCAUCGAAGAUCGAGGAUUUGAUGCCACCGUGAUCGAUUCAAAACUCCCAGAGGCCACGAGGCCCAUUGGCGGGAAUGAAGAAGCUAAUGAGCCGUCGCAUACAUGGACUACCACUGUGGCCAUCGAGGGCAUGACUUGCGGAGCUUGCACCUCUUCUGUCGAGGGUGCUUUCAAGAACGUCCCCGGUCUGGUCAAGUUCAACAUAAGCCUCCUGGCCGAACGAGCGGUCAUCUCCCAUGAUCCAGUUGCCCUCCCCUCCGAGAAGAUCGUGGAACUCAUUGAGGACGCUGGUUUCGAUGCCAAGAUUGUGUCCUCUCAAGCGGAGACCAAUGUUCAGAGCACACACGUUUCUCAGCAGCUCAAGAUUUAUGGCCUUCCAGAUGGACAGACAGCCACUGAGCUGGAAAACAACCUGAGAGCAAAGCCGGGCGUCAAGAGUGCGGUGAUUAGUCUUUCCACGUCCCGCGCCACCAUUUCCUACGACCCUGCCCUCAUCGGUCUUCGAAUGCUUGUCGCGGUCAUCGAGGACGCUGGGUUCAAUGCCUUGGUUGCAGACUCGGAAGACAACAACGCGCAAUUGGAAUCUCUCGCCAAAACAAAAGAAAUCCAGGAGUGGAAGAAAGCAUUUCUCACGUCCUUGGGCUUUGCGAUCCCCGUGUUUUUGAUCAGCAUGAUCAUACCCAUGUUCUUCAAGUCUAUAAACUUCGGGGGCAUUGAGAUCAUUCCAGGACUCCUUUUGGGCGACGUCAUCUGCCUUGCCCUGACAAUUCCUGUACAAUUCGGCAUUGGGAAGCGUUUUUACAUUUCAGCAUACAAAAGUUUGAAGCACAAGUCACCGACCAUGGACGUGUUGGUCGUGUUGGGCACUUCAACGGCGUUUUUCUUCAGCUGUUUUGCCGUCAUUGUGGCGGUCUUGAUACCCCCUCACAACAAGCCUAGCACCAUCUUCGACACUAGCACCAUGCUUAUCACAUUCAUUACCCUUGGGCGAUGGCUCGAAAACCGAGCAAAAGGCCAGACAUCAAGAGCUCUGUCUCAACUGAUGUCUUUGGCGCCUAGUAUGGCGACCAUAUACGAGGACCCUCUGUACGCCGAGAAGCUCGCCGAUGCCUGGACAGCUCCAUCGUCUCCGGUGCUCGAGAAGACACCAACCACGGAUUUGAGGAGAGUGCCAUCAGGGCCGGGCCCGUCGGGUCCUUCUGCGAUCGAAAAGACCAUUCCAACUGAGCUUAUCGAAGUGGGAGACGUUGUCAUCCUUCGACCCGGCGAUAAGAUACCUGCUGAUGGAGUUGUUACCCGCGGGGAGAGCUUUGUGGAUGAAAGCAUGGUCACUGGUGAGCCCAUGCCUAUUCAAAAGAAGAAGGGCAGUACCCUCAUAGCAGGUACCGUCAAUGGUGCCGGCAAGAUCGAUUUCAAAGUCACACGUGCUGGGAAGGACACGCAGCUUAGCCAAAUUGUCAACCUUGUGCAAGAGGCCCAGACGAGUCGAGCACCUAUUCAGCGCAUGGCAGAUCUGGUGGCAGGUUACUUUGUCCCCAUCAUCAUCCUUCUCGGUUUAAUCACGUUCGUUGGGUGGAUGGUUCUAAGCCAUAUCAUGCCGAAUCCUCCGAAAAUCUUUCUGGACAAACAGAAUGGUGGGAAGUUCAUGGUCUGCCUGAAGCUCUGCAUCUCGGUCAUUGUUUUCGCUUGCCCUUGCGCUCUCGGAUUGGCAACACCAACCGCGGUCAUGGUUGGAACUGGGACUGCUUCGCAACAAGGAAUCCUCGUCAAGGGAGGUGCUGCUCUUGAAACAGCCACCCGUAUCACACAUGUCGUACUGGACAAGACCGGUACCUUGACAUUUGGGAAACUGAACGUCGCUGACAUAAGCUAUGCAGCUCUCUGGAGCUCCAACGAAUGGCGUCAGAAACUGUGGUGGACGCUUGUUGGUCUCGCUGAGACAGGAUCUGAACACCCCAUCGCGAGAUCCAUUGUUAUUGCUGCCAAGGACAAACUCGGUCUGGAAGUAGAAGAAGGCCUUCCCGGGCAGGUCGGCACCUUUGGCGUCACUGUUGGUCAAGGAGUAUCAGCUAUCAUUGAGCUCAACAACCCGGGUGACGAAACCAAGUAUAAGGUUUACGUCGGCAACGCUACGUUUCUCGCCAACAAGAAGAUCGAUAUACCGGCCGACGUUGAGAACGCAGUCAACGCGGCUCUGUCUCCCACGACCCGCACUAAAUCCAAGACUGGAAUAACGACCAUCUAUGUUGCGAUUAACGGCCAAUACGCAGGCCAUAUCGGCCUCUCUGACACGCUUAAACCUACAGCCCACGCCGCCAUCACUGCCUUGCACAAAAUGGGUAUUUCCACCAGCCUCGUUACUGGAGAUACAUAUAACACGGCCCUCUCCAUUGCUGAACUAGUGGGCAUUCCUCGAGAGUGCAUUCGCGCGUCUGUCUCUCCUGGUGAAAAGCAGACCAUCAUUUCAGACUUUCAAUCUCAAGGCGAAAUUGUCGCUAUGGUUGGAGACGGCAUCAACGACUCUCCGGCUCUUGCGACCGCUGACGUCGGCAUUGGUCUUGUUUCUGGGAGCGAUAUCGCCGUCGAAGCCGCAGAUAUUGUGAUCAUGCGCUCGGACGACCUGCUCAAUAUCCCGACCGCCCUUCAUCUGUGCCGUGUCAUAUUCCGCCGGAUCAAGGUCAACCUGGUAUGGGCCUGUGCGUACAACGUUAUCGGACUCCCGUUUGCAAUGGGCAUCUUCUUGCCGCUCGGCUAUCAUAUGCCCCCGUUGAUGAGCGCCACCGCGAUGAUGUUCAGCAGCAUUUCUGUGACGUUGAGCUCGUUGGCGUUGAGGUGGGUUGGCAGACCAAAAUGGUUGAGUGUUGAAGCCCUGAAAAUGGAGGGAGACAGAUACAGUGCGCCCAUCAUCGGAGCGAAGAGGAGGAAGAGGCUGAUGAAUAACGGCGGCUGGAUGGGCAGAAUCCAGGGACUUAGUGAGGCAAUGUUCGACAGACUCGAGGGCGUGGCAACGAGGAGAAGAGCGCAAGAGAGGGAACGGGGCAACUAUGUCCCAUUGCAGACUGUCGAGGCAGAUGCUGUGUAACGCCAACGGAGGACGGGACUUUUCAUGUCUCUUUGUUGUUUCAUAGCCCUUUGGAUACGGGCCUCAUAUAUACAUAUACACAUAUAUCAAAAGCUUCAGAGCUUUGUAAUAUACCACUGCCGUUCUUGCUUAGGCGUGGCAGAUCAUAUCUCCAGAUGAAUGCGCUGUACAUUUGUGGUAUUUCCCCUCAAGUUGCCG